This is a messenger RNA of Salvia splendens (bonfire salvia), 1392 nucleotides long. RefSeq lists its product as uncharacterized. Bases 628 to 1380 code for a protein of 250 amino acids. The record is from RefSeq and is a predicted model, not a curated record. The transcript is spliced from 5 exons. NCBI's taxonomy places the organism in Eukaryota, Viridiplantae, Streptophyta, Magnoliopsida, Lamiales, Lamiaceae.
GUACCCAUCAGCAACUUUGUUCCAGCGACGCCUUCACCUUCUCCUUUCAGUUUCACAAACAACAAGAGAAAGAGAAGGGGCUUGGCGGCGAGCAGAAGGAAACGACGGCAACACUUUGAGCUUCCAUUGGCAACGAAGCAGCGACUUAUAGUUCUGCCUUCUUCACCAAAUGCAUAGCAACGUGAGAAGAGAACAACAAGCAAGGCACACAACUUCUUGUUCGACCGACAAGCUUUGCUUGAUCAACACAAAACUGCAAAGAUCAGUCUCUCUUUCUCACUCUCAAAUUAAACUAUGCAUUAAACUAUGCAUUUCAAAUUACAACCUUCAUUUCUAAAUCCAAAUUCUCACUUCCAUGCUCAAAUUUGUAAAUUUCGAGAGGCAUAACUUAAUCCUGUGUCAAAAUCAAUAAAACUUUAAUUAAAAAUUAAUAAUUUUAUUUUGCCUUUGUUUUGCAAAGAGGCUUGAUAAAUUCUGCAGCAGCAGGCGAAAGGCAUAGAUAGCCCACCAACAGCUGACAAGAUACUAUGCUUGCACUCCACCUUCAACCUUUAUUCCCUACUCUCUCUCUCUCUCUCUCGCUUUCAAAUAUAAAGAGCCAACUUCCACAACCACGGAGAUGUUUAGAUGGCCUCAACUUCAGUUCCCUCCACUAUACGUUUCUGCACAAAUUCCUCAUCGUUUCUCCCUGCACCCUACAUUGCUCAUGAAUCUGGCCUAACAAUGAAGUUGCGGCGCCAUGAAAAUUUCUCACUCAAUAUUUCACAACCAAUACAUUUCUCUAACCUUUUCACCAAAACAACCCAUGCGGCGGCAGUGGCCUGCUGCGCCGCCAACGACCCGGGGCCUCAAGAGGACUACAAACCUCUCGAAACAGUGCUCAAUCUCUACGAAGCAAUCAAAAAUAAAAAUGUCAAUCAGCUCUCAGAUAUAAUAGCAGAAGAAUGUUCCUGCAUUUCCAACUUUGUGUCCGCCUUCCAACCUUAUCUUGGUAAGAAGCAAGUCAUGGAUUUCUUCUCAUAUCUGAUGAAAUACUUGGGGAAUAACAUUGAAAUUGUGGUGCAAAAGACCUCGGAUGAAGGGAUGGUAGUUGGUGUAUCCUGGAAACUAGAGUGGAAGAAGGUCCCGCUGCAUCUGGGAAAAGGUUUCAGCUUCUAUACGUGCCAUGUUUACCAAGGGAAGGUGAUGAUAAGGAAUGUGGAGAUGUUCCUGGAGCCUGUACUUCACAUGGAGCCACUAAGGCUGGAACUGAUAACUCUGGUGAUGGUUGCCAUAGACAAGCUUAUUCCCCAGUUGGAGUUGAAGAACAGGGCAAGAAAGGCCAUUAUCCUAUUGUUCAUCCUUCUCUUCCUGGCUGCACUUGUAUGUUCAUUCAAAUAAUGGACCACGUCA